ACCUCGCACUUUUCUCUGAACUUCACCCCUCCUCCGCUUACUUGUGUGGGCAGAGCUCUCCUCAGAAACGCCCCCAAGCAGUACUUUCAAAUUAGAGUAACCACUUCAGUAUUUGAACGAGCGGUAGAGUACCUAACGAAAACUACAGAGGACAUGAGCGCACAGCUUUCAGGCUUUGCAGUCCUGUUCUGUCCACUGCUACAUACAAUUAGAUGCCGUAAAUGUGUCAUAAAUUGGAAGAAUGAUGGAAAAAACAGAUGUAUAUGAUCCAUACAGGAGACCAGCGCGGAGGACACAAUGGAUAGUAAGCACUUUGGCAUACCACUAUGGCUUGGAUCGUGGAGUGGAGAAUGAAAUUAUUGUCCUAGCUACAGGACUUGAUCAAUAUUUGCAAGAGAUUUUCCAUCAUAUGGAUUGCCAGGGGGAUGGCAAAAUCCCUGUCGAGGAUUUUAAUGUAUUGUGUGAAAUCUUGGGACUAAGUAAAGAGACAGACUUGGAAGAGUGCGAUGGAUUAUUGGAUAAUCUCCCUAAAGAGUUGGCUUUUAGACAGUUUCAUGCGAAGCUCUGUGGAUAUUUCAGCACUAAAGCUGGCUGCCAUUACGAGAAUGGACGGCUGCUGGUUGGCAAGGAUAGUGAACACAUCGAGACGCAGAUCCGUCUCCGGAGUCCCUUGCGUCGGCGAGCGAGGUCGCUAUCCAUGGGCAUCAGUGGGAGAGGGAGCAGGGGUUCAUCGCCCGCUUUGAACCGCCGCACCUCAGUGUGCAAACAGGGCUCUUGUACUAAGGAAUGCUAUGAAGAAAUUGUAGCACUAGAAGAAGCUGAGGACAGGGUAGCUAAACUUGAAGAAGAAAACGCAAGUUUGAGAGAGUUGGUUGAGGACAUGCGCGCUGCUUUGCAGAGCAGUGAUGCACGGUCGUUGGCUCUACAGGUUGGUCUGUGGAAGAGCCACUCGAAGCACAAACCCGAGUCGGGCUGUUUCAUCGCCCACCAGAAGCUGCUCGCCCAGAAGAUCGCCAGCGCCAGCACCAACACCAACAGCCCAAAGAACCUACACAGCUUCCUGCGCGAGAUGGACCUGAUCCGAAGCUCGCGGGACGUGCAGGUGGAGGAGGCCAUGCUCUUCAACCAGAAGCUGGAGCAGGAGCUCUCGCGCUCCCGGGAGGCCGUGGCUCUGCUGGAGGACUGCAACCGGACGCUGAAGAGGGAGCAGCUGGAGAUGCGCAAGAAGGUGGAGGAGGCCAGGCAGGCGGUCAUCAGUGGCCUGGGAAAGGUCAAGGACUUGGAGGCCAAGGCCAGACACGUGCCUGUGCUGCAGCAGCACAUCCAGCAGCUGGAGAUGGAGCUGCUCUACUACAGGUCGGAGGUGUCCAAAGUGACGGUGCCUUUCAGCAGCGCUACAGAUCAGCAGUACCGGGAGGACAGGAGGUGCUGUCUGGACAGGGAGGACAGGAGGUGCUGUCUGGACUCCCGGCAGGCCCGUCACUCGCCCACGGGCCACGCAGAAAACUCUCCUGACAACAUGGAGGAGCAGCUGUUCCGCUCGGUGGAGGGCCAGGCAGCGUCAGACGAGGAGGAGGACCGGUGGACAGGGGAGCAGCAGAAGCAGGUGGACGAGGUGAAGAGGAUCCUCACCAGGCUGUCCUGCUGCGGGGACAGGUGUGAUGAGAAAGCUGUGAAGAGGCUGCUGUCUCACUUUGGGGAGUCGUGCAGCGAGGAGAGCCAGAGCGCCGUGCUGGAACUGCUGGAGAAGGUCACCCGCCUCAACAGGCAGCUGGAGCUCAGGGAGGGCCAGGCCAGGAAAGGUGACAUGGACAUGGACCAGGUGAAGGAUGCACUGGUGCAGGAGCUGCAGCAGAAGGCGGAGGAGACGGAGCUGCUGCACAUGGAGCUGCAGAUGCUGGAGACGGAGAGGGUGCGUCUGUCCCUGGUAGAGGAGAAGCUGGUGGACGUGCUGCAGCUCCUACAGCAACUGCGUGACCUGAAUGUGUCCAGGAGGUCUCUGGGAAAGAUUCUUUUGAGCACUUUGGAGUCAUGCAGCGACCCUCAACACGGGAAGGCUCACAUCCUGGAGGUACUUAAUGCCCUGUAUCAUGAACUGGCGGCAUGUGAGAUUUUAUCCAGCAGCGUGGCUCUGGAGCGGACUCAGAGUCAUCAGUCUCUCACAAACGCACUCCUCAUCUCCUGCUGAUCGAACACUGCUACCUAGUGGAGGGUGGUAUGGACUACAGGAUGCCUCUGAAAUGCCUUCUGCUUUGCCUUGACACACAUGGCCAAAAGUGAUGAAAACUUAGACAUAUCUGUCUGUCAAACAGAGGAUGCUUUUAUUAUCAUUCACACAAGUGGCAGUAUCACUUAUUUGUAAUUCGUUCAUUUUAAGGCAUGUCAGAUAUGAUAUGGUACGGUUUCCCUCCGAUUCUUUCAGACUGUGUGUUACAGGAAAUGUGUUUGUCAAGAGGUUUCAUUGGUGACAAUAAGAUAUCACACAGCUCAAAUCUGGUCAGCUCCCAUAUUUGUUAUAGUUUCAUUUUGCAACUGCACUCCUGAAUAACAAAUAAUAAAAAAAAAAACUGUGGACAAUGACGCCAGAACAAAGGAACGUUGUAAUUAUAGGACAAGAUGGCUAUCAUUACAUGACAUGGUACACGUGUUUGUAUUUGUUUUAUAUACCACUUUGUAUUUGGUAUUGGUCAUGUGAUUAGUGUGGAAAAUAAAAUCAGAUUGCAUUUUAAAAUUUGAAGGUACAGGGAAAAACAAUAAGCAUAACAUUCAAAGACUUUGGUGUUGUGAAUAUUUUUUUUCAUACAUGCAUGCACCUUUUGCAUUACAAAAAAUAUAUGUUGCAUAUUUUACUAGUCUUCUUUUUGACAUUAACAUUAAAUUUGAAAUUCAUUAUUUUUUGUAAGAAUGGCUGUAAAAGAAUAUACUAGUGAUGCCAUUUAAUGUACAUAUGCUCUUGACUUAAGUCUAGUUGAAGGUUGAAUAUGUGUUUGUUACUCAAAACACAAGGUCUGAGCCUUCAGUCAGAAGACUUGUGUGAUUUUGGUUCAUUAGCAUCUAUAUAACAUGAAGACAUUUUCAGAUUGAAUAUGGACUGGGAUGUAAAAAAUCUUUAAAAAUCUGAAUCAUUUCUGCUUAGUCACCUCCAAACUAUCACAGACUCAUUUUAAAUGGGCAAACAUGAUUAAGACUGAUAUAAUGGCAUUAUGAGACCUAACUUGAGGUGUUUUUGAUGUUUUGUUAUUUGUUUGUUUGUCUCUUUUUAUUUGUUUGUUUGCCUGUCUGUCUGUUGGUUUGUUUAUUUUCAUUGUGAAAUGUUGCCAUUGCUUUUGGCUUCUUGUACUGAGACUGCAUCCAUAUUGUCAUGUUUACAGCUAUGUAAUUCUUUGGUUAGAUCUGACUUUAUUGCCAGGUGAUCACAUUACUUUUAAGCACUUGAGGUAGCUAUUUUAUUAGGCAAGCUUUUAAGAAUAUUUGUCAAUGCUACAAGGCUCUUUCUUUGACUAGGUCCUCUCAUAUUUGGUGUAAAAUACAUGCUAAGUAUUAUUGUCAGGAAAAUGGACAGCUAAAACCAACAGCUUUAAUGUUGCUGUGUUUGAAUUCUGUAACGCUUUUACACAAAGUUAACAGCUUUGGUAACAGCUCCAUGUUGACACAGACCCUCUUAGAAGAAAGCACUUCUUUAUUUGUUAUAUUGUAUACACAACACAAAAGCUACCUGCUGUGAUUUCACAAUUCUUGGAUCUAUCUUUUGAAUUGCUACAAAUACCUGUUGAAAACUAUAUUUAAAAUGUUCAUACACAAUGAAAUAUCAUGUAAUGCAAUGUUGGGGAGACAACACAAAAACAUACUCUGAGACUGAGAAGUCAUUUCCAAACAUGACUGAGAAGUCAUUUUGGUUGUUGUGAAAAAGUUGUACAUGUUUAUUUUCACUUUGAAUAAAGGGCCAAGUGUAGCAA
Clupea harengus (Atlantic herring) is the source of this 3956-nucleotide messenger RNA. It is a transcript of the gene efcc1, whose product is annotated as EF-hand and coiled-coil domain containing 1. Gene Ontology annotation, molecular function: calcium ion binding. NCBI's taxonomy places the organism in Eukaryota, Metazoa, Chordata, Actinopteri, Clupeiformes, Clupeidae. The record is from RefSeq and is a predicted model, not a curated record.